AAAUGACAAAUGUUGUCAUGUAUAUUUAUAUAUUUUUACAAUGGUAAAAUAGCUUUUUUCUUUUUUUAAUGGAUGACUCCAGAGAAUCCAUAUAUCUCUUAGGGUAAGCCAAAUGAACCCCUAAGAGAAGCGACCACAAUUUCCAUUAUGGAGAAGCUCUCAUGCAUUUGAUCAAAGGGUAUGUGGGCACGGGGGUGUUUUCUAUGGGAGACGCUAUCAAAAAUUCGGGACUUAUUUUUGGACCCAUUAGUGUACUGCUUAUUGGCAUGACCUGUUUACAUUGCUGCCAUUUACUUGUCAAUUCAGCUCGUCUGCUCAACAAGCACUACAGCUUAGAUAAAGUGCCAGAUUAUGCAGAUACUGGUAAACUCUGCUUCAGAUUAGCCGCCCCAAGCUUACCAGCUUUAGCGUUUAUAGCUAAGCUGACCAUCAACGUCUUCCUCAUAAUGGCGCAAGUGGGUUUUUGCGCAUCAUAUUUGGUAUUUAUUUCAUGGAACGUGCGAGAGUUAUUGAGAGCCCACAAGUUUGCCUUGGAUAUCCACACUAUUAUAGCGCUAGUAGCUAUUCCAGUGUGGCUUACUUGCCUUAUAAAAACCCUAAAAUGUUUGGCAUAUUUGUCUAUGUUGGCAAAUGCAGCUUUACUGCUUAGUAUAGUUAUAGUGAUUUACUAUGCUUUUAUGCAGCCAGCGACGGAAUGUCCUGUAGGGCUAAAGAUACCAAGUUUAUCCAGUUAUUCAAUAUUUUUUGGACAGUGUAUCUUCUCUUUUGAGGGAAUCGGACUAGUGUUAAUUCUGUAUAAUGAAAUCGAUGAUCGAAACCAGUUUAGUGAGUCUUAUGGAGUAUUAAACUUGGGUUUGCAUAUUGUCACUAUGGCUUAUAUGUUCUUUGGAGCAGCAACUUAUAUGCAGUUUGGAGACGCUAUUAAAGAAACUGUUACUUUAAACCUGAAUUCAUCACAAAUUUUGGGUCAAACAGUUUUAGCAUUAAUCUCUAUAGGAAUAACAUGUAGUUUUGCCCUACAGCUUUACGUGGCUGUAGAUAUAUUAUGGCCCAAAAUACUAACCUGGUUGGGACCUUUUCAGUAUCCAUACUUAGUAGAGGUGUGGUUUAGGACAGCACUUGUAAUUACAAUAAUUGUUAUGGCUGAAGCAAUCCCGAGACUCCAAAUCCUGCUGGCUUUUAUUGGCUCCUUUUUAAGUGUCGCUUUAAUAGCCAUUUUUCCAGCAAUUAUAGAUCUUGUGACUGCUUAUGGGUUUAGCACAGUUUCGUCACUUUUAGUGGUAAAAGAUUUACUGAUUAUAGUAUUUGGAGUUACCUCUACUAUAAUGGGAACUACUGCCAGUAUAAUGCUGUUAUCUAAAGAGUUUUAGUCGUUAGAUCAUACUGUAUAUAUUAAAGUAUUUGGUUAACAACUGAGAAUAA
Anthonomus grandis grandis is the source of this 1422-nucleotide messenger RNA. RefSeq names its product proton-coupled amino acid transporter 2-like. The transcript has 7 exons. Bases 162 to 1370 code for a protein of 402 amino acids. NCBI's taxonomy places the organism in Eukaryota, Metazoa, Arthropoda, Insecta, Coleoptera, Curculionidae. The record is from RefSeq and is a predicted model, not a curated record. Gene Ontology annotation, molecular function: amino acid transmembrane transporter activity. Gene Ontology annotation, cellular component: vacuolar membrane. Gene Ontology annotation, biological process: amino acid transmembrane transport.